Molecule: messenger RNA, 2951 nt
Organism: Ananas comosus (pineapple)
Lineage: Eukaryota; Viridiplantae; Streptophyta; Magnoliopsida; Poales; Bromeliaceae
Product: potassium channel KOR1-like
Exons: 13
Coding region: 206-2665 (819 amino acids)
Biological process (GO): potassium ion transport; transmembrane transport
Cellular component (GO): membrane
Molecular function (GO): voltage-gated potassium channel activity; protein binding
Source: RefSeq, a predicted model, not a curated record
CCACACCCUCCCCCCUCUUCCUCCUCCACACACAACGCGAACCCCGUCCACCCUCCGCUUUCGCCUUCGCAUCCCAAACCCUAAUCGAGCAGUCGAUCGAUCGAGCGCCAUCGACGCACGGACGACGUUCCGAGGAGGCCGAGCAGGAGCGGCUCGCUCCCGAUCGUCCGAUCCCGGAGUGGACGGUCUCCGAUCGGGGGAGGCCAUGGCGCCGAGGGCGAAGGACGACGGCGUACGGACGCCGGAGAUCGAGUACGAGGUGGAGGAGCUGGAUGAUCGGAUGGGGUCGUCGCAGGGGAGCCGCUUCUCCCUCAUCUCCUCCGAGUUCGGCCUUGCCCGACUCCGCCGCCGCGCCGCGAGCCGCCACCGCCUCUUCCAACGCUUCGUCAUCCUCCCCGACAACCGAUGGUACGAGGCGUGGACCAAGUUCAUACUGGUAUGGGCGGUGUACUCGUCGUUCUUCACCCCCAUGGAGUUCGGGUUCUUCCGGGGGCUGCCGAAGAACCUCCUCUUCCUGGACGUGGUGGGCCAGCUCACCUUCCUCGUCGACAUCGCCCUACAGUUCUUCGUCGCCUACCGCGACCCCCACACCUACCUCAUCGUCUACAGCCCCGCCUCCAUCGCCCUCCGGUACUGUAAGUCGAACUUCAUUUUCGACCUCCUCGGCUGCCUACCGUGGGAUAUCAUCUAUAAGGCUUCUGGAAGGAGAGAAGAAGUGAGGUACCUCCUGUGGAUUAGGUUAACGCGAGUGCGCAAAGUUACAGACUUCUUUCAAAAGCUGGAGAAGGACAUCCGCAUCAAUUACUUGUUCACGAGGAUAGUGAAACUUAUAGCUGUUGAGCUCUAUUGCACGCAUACGGCUGCCUGUAUCUUUUACUAUCUUGCCACGACUCUGCCUGAAGCGAAAGAAGGCUAUACAUGGAUUGGGAGUUUGCGGUUGGGAGACUACAGCUAUGCCCGCUUCAGGGAAAUUGAUCUUGCUAGCCGCUACAUAACUUCAUUAUAUUUUGCCAUAGUUACCAUGGCAACUGUAGGUUAUGGAGACAUACAUGCAGUUAAUAUCAGAGAAAUGGUAUUCAUUAUGAUUUAUGUUUCUUUCGAUAUGAUUCUCGGAGCUUACCUCAUUGGCAACAUGACUGCGCUGAUUGUCAAAGGAUCAAAGACAGAAAAAUUCAGGGACAAAAUGAAAGAUAUAAUAAAGUACAUGAACCGAAAUAGGCUUGGAAAGGACAUACGGGACCAGAUCAAGGGACACUUGCGGUUACAGUAUGAGAGCAGCUAUACGGAGGCUUCUGUUCUCCAGGAUAUCCCAGUUUCAAUUCGCGCUAAGAUCUCUCAAACACUGUACAAACCAUAUAUUAAAAACGUUCCAUUGUUUAGAGGGUGCUCAGCUGAAUUCAUUCAACAGAUUGUGGUUAGGCUACAAGAAGAAUUUUUCCUUCCUGGAGAAGUGAUUUUGGAGCAGGGUAGUGCAGUUGAUCAGCUGUAUUUUGUCUGUCACGGUGUGCUUGAAGGUGUAGGGAUUGGUGAAGACGGAACAGAGGAAACUGUUUUGCGAUUGGAGCCUAAUAGUUCAUUUGGAGAGAUUGCUAUUCUAUGCAACAUUCCUCAGCCUUAUACUGUUCGUGUUUGUGAACUUUGUAGACUCCUUCGACUUGAUAAACAAAAUUUGUCUAAUAUUCUGGAUAUCUAUUUUGUUGAUGGUCGGACAAUCUUGAGCAAUCUUACUGAGCAGGGUAACGAAUCCAACUUACGGAUCAAGCAGCUGGAAUCUGAUAUUACAUUCCAUAUUGUAAAGCAAGAAGCUGUGCUUGCUUUAAGAGUAAACAGUGCUGCUUUUUAUGGGGAUUUGCAUCACCUAAAAGGUCUAAUCCGGGCAGGAGCAGAUCCCAAGAAGACCGACUAUGAUGGACGCUCACCUUUGCAUCUUGCCGCAUCAAGAGGACAUGAAGAUAUCGUUUCAUUCCUCAUUCGAGAAGGGGUGGACAUUAAUCUUCCUGAUAAAUUUGGAAACACACCCUUGUUGGAGGCUGUCAAGGAGGGGCAUGAUCGAGUGGCUUCUUUACUUUACAAAGAAGGAGCUGAAUUGAAUCUUAAAGAUGCUGGAAGUCAUCUAUGUGCAGCUGUUUCGCGGGGUGAUGCAGAUUUUAUCAGAAGGGCCAUAUCAUAUGGUGCUGAUCCAAAUUCAAAAGAUUAUGAUCACCGCACUCCACUUCAUAUAGCUGCUGCUGAAGGGUUAUACUUGAUAGCCAAACUACUGAUAGAUGCUGGGGCUAGCGUUUUAGUUAUGGACAGAUGGGGAACUACUCCACUGGAAGAAGGACGGAAAUGUGGUAGCAAAUCUUUGAUGAUGCUGUUGGAAGCUGCAAAAGCCGAUGAGCUCUCUAAGUUUCCUGACCGUGCAGAUUUUCGAGAUAAAAUGCAUCCAAGAAGAUGCUCUGUGUUCCCUUUCCAUCCAUGGGACCCGAAAGAGAAGAGAAGAGAGGGCGUGGUGUUAUGGAUCCCACACACAAUAGAGGAUCUCAUCAAAUCAUGCGAAGAGCAGCUAAAUUGCCCAGGCUCGCGCUUGUUGUCCGAAGAUGGAGCCCGGAUAGUAGAUGUUGACAUGAUUACCGACGGGCAGAAGCUGUACUUUGUUGCAGAUCGGGAUGUGAAGUCCGAAUAGUGUGCAGCUCAAUUGAUUUGUAGAUAAACACGUCACGAAGCUCAUUACUUGUAGAAUUCAUAUCUUGUUAUGCGUGCCCUCGUUUUUCGUUGGGGUUGCAUUUAUGUUGUGAUGAACAAAUUGUUACUCGUGCUGUUGUAUUGUAAUCAGAAGCAGCUCUAUAAGCAGGGCUUAUUGAUAGUCAAGCAGUACAGUUUUGGUUUUCUCUAUUCCUUAGGCGUGGAUUUGAUAUUUGUAUAUUGGAUUUUGAAUGUUAAAUUUGAAGCAUGUAAUUUUCCUCCUUUGC